Messenger RNA from Limulus polyphemus (Atlantic horseshoe crab), 992 nucleotides. RefSeq lists its product as uncharacterized. NCBI's taxonomy places the organism in Eukaryota, Metazoa, Arthropoda, Merostomata, Xiphosura, Limulidae. The transcript has 4 exons. The record is from RefSeq and is a predicted model, not a curated record. Bases 108 to 803 code for a protein of 231 amino acids.
AGUCAGAAGUGAAUUGAAUUAUAAGCAUAUUUUCUAGCUAAAAAUCUAACUGUCGUUUGAAAUAAAUUUUAUUUUAAAAGAAACGGUUUACUCUGCUUGUAAGCAAAAUGGUGAAAUAUAGUUUAGAUGCAAACUGCGGCAUCCGGGGAAUAGUGUUUUUGGUGCUUCUGUUUUUAACUGUAGCUGAUACUCAGUUGUUUCCUAGAGCCUUCUUCAAUCGACUUAAUAUUCCCUGUGUCAUAACAGUGGGUGAAGAAAAAGUUAACCUGACGUCAAUCAUGUCUGAAUUGACAGAAAAAGCUCGAGCCAAUAAGGCAGCUGCUCGACAUACUGACACCAAUUACCGCCAGGAAGCCUUCUACGAUCCAACUUUUUCGGAAAGUUUUAUAGCAAGAGAUGCUCUUUCAUGGCUUCCGAUACCUAGUCAACAACCUCAUGCUGAAGUAGAAGCUCCCAUAAAAGACGUUUAUCGGAAUCUCCAGUUGUACUUGGUAGUUGCAGAUUCCAGGAUAUUGGAUCACAAUCUUCACAAUGACAACCCUAUUUACCUGGAGCUCUUCCAAAACCUGAAGAAAAAUGCAUCCGUUCUGUUGUAUCACCUUUACGAAAACAUGAAGAAGUUGCAAAUUGAGCCAGUCACUGGCCCCUGUCAAAAUACCAACAAAGAGUUCGAAAUGUUACAAAAUACACGGACCGAACGGGAACUGAUUAGCGCCUCCUUCCUCACGAGGUACACCAUUCUUGCUGACUACACUUGGGGAAUGUUUUUCAAUUACACUUGGCUGUCCCACGAAAACUGUUGAAUGGCAUAACAACUGGAAAACAUUGAUUUUCUUCUUGAACGCUGUUUUUUGCUUUUGUGAACGCACUUUAGUAUUAAGAAAAACAACAUUAGUAAUCAGCCUUGCUUCUCUCGUUUCGAUGCACAUGGACUCGUUAUUUUUGAAAACGGAUUUUAAUUAUAUAAACUAAUUAUAUAUUUGUUAUUUUUU